GACGCUUCCACCACAAUCCAACAAAGGUCCGAGGGAGAGGGAGAGAGUGAGGUGCAACAGUGAUUGGUCUCCACUAUCCACGAUCCAACUCUUCUCUCUCUCCGUCAUCGGAGAUGGAUACGUGCUGGGUACCAAAGAAGAGAGAGGAAGGGCAUCGAGAGGCGCGCGCGUCGAUGAUUAAGUGGUGGGAGCGCUUGGUGGUGUUCCCAGUGCGGCGAGUUUGGAUCGGCGUUGCCACCCGUCUCGGCAUCCGAAGGACCGGGCUGAGGAAGCUGAGGAAGGAGGUGAGGUCGUGCGACUACGAGGACGUGCACGUCAUGUGGGAGUUGCUGCGAAAGGCCGACCCCGAAAUCGGAGGGCGUCCGUUCGGUUGCAGGGCGAUCCAACGGGGGAGGCGGAGAUGGAGGCGAGGUGGUGGCGAGCUGUGGGCCUCCCUCUGCCACUGGGCUCCUUGGAACCUGUGUCGCAACUUGUGAUUCAUUCCCCGUGUUAUCUCUUCUCUUGCUUCCCAAGUAUAUACUCUCCUCUCAGGGCAAAAGUUGUAGGUCUCCGUUUCUUGUACAUAUAUAGUAACAAUCCAUCAUC
This is a messenger RNA of Musa acuminata subsp. malaccensis (wild Malaysian banana), 585 nucleotides long. The record is from RefSeq and is a predicted model, not a curated record. NCBI's taxonomy places the organism in Eukaryota, Viridiplantae, Streptophyta, Magnoliopsida, Zingiberales, Musaceae.